GCCAUGCUCUUCACAUUUUCAAAUCCUAGAUCAAACAGCCUUCUAGGUUAAAACUUGGGAUAUUGUUUCAUAAAUUAGCCCUGAUUGCUUUAAACUUUCUCAUCAGCUUUCUCCCUGACCUGUCUGCUGUGUUCCUCGGUCUUCAUGAUGGUGAUUGUUCACUAAUGUUCUCUAACCAACCACUUAAGACUUCACAGAACAGCUGGAUUGAUACUAUAUUAAAUUACCCUCCGGUGGACACCAUUUAUUAAGUGGGUGACUUCUGAAGGCAAUUGAUUAUACUGGAUUUUAUCAUAGUUAAAAUGGAAAAAUUUCUGAGUUCAAAUUUGUAAAAAGAUGUCUGAAAAUCAUGUAAUAUUGUUUACUAUCCAAUUUAUAACUAUGCAUUACUUUCUAUUGGUUUAUCACACAAAAUAUCAAUAAAGUAAAUUAAAGUGCGUGGUUGUGAUGUGGCAAAAAGCGACAAAGUUCGAGGGGUGUGAAUAUUUUUGCAAGGCACUGUACACCCGUGUCUAACAGGCCCACAGGAGACCUUGAGCUUCUCUUCUAACUUCCCCUCCAAAGUCCCAUGCAUGUGUUUGUGUUCGGGUUAUUCUUAUAAAUGUCAAGCUGCGCGUCCCGUGCUUACAGUAAACACACAUGCCCUUGGUAUCUGAUGCCCUGAACUUCUGCAGUGGAUUUUACGCAUCUCCCAGACAACAUCCACUUCCCGUUGUUCUGCUCAAGCCGGCGCAGCAACUAUCUAUGGGGGAAUUUUUGUUUUUUGUGCACACGUUGCAAUUACAGGCACUCCACAGACAAAAAUUACAGGAAUUCAUUCAUUGGGAACACCAAUUGCCUUAGUGUGCAUAUACAUUUCUGCAUCGGACAUGUGUUUUACGGUUUUGGAACUUCCUCAGUUUUGUAGCCAAGCUUUGCAUUUUUCUGAUUAUCAAUAACAGCGUACCUAUUGCCUCAGACAGGAGUGACACUGAUUUGUACAGUGGUGUGGCUGUAUUACUUCAAAUGGAGCUGCCACAUUAAUGACACAAACAAGAUGACUGAGAUGUAUUGCUGAAAUGUUCAAUUUCUGCAUGUGAAAUCUGCAUCAGUCAGCUGUGUCACACAGAGAGCCGUUGUGACAGCGGUGGACGUUGCGAGUCGUCAGCUGUGUGUUUUUCUCAGUGCAUAGCUGAGGACAACACAUGGCUUAUUUCACAGGUGCCCUGUUUCCCACAUUGCUUACGUGGAUGCGGGUUGAUUUAAUGCAGACAUAAUCUAUUCAGAGUAUUUGUACAGCUGUUGCAUAACCACCCACAUACUCUGCAGGCGGACAUCUAUAAAUGAGAGGGAAACAACAGAGAUGUGCACAUUUGAAGCCUGGACCUGAAAGUGUUUGCAGCUCAGGAUGGACCACAGAUGGUGGAAAUUAUCCCUGGCCGUUCUGGUGCUGCUGGCCAGCACAUAUGCAGAAGCCUCAUUUUCACACCACAUGAAGGACUUCAUCAAGGCUGUAAAGCAGAUAGAAGAUGAGGACCCAAGCUCAGACCCCGCUGCUGUGCUGAAGAUGGUGCGCAGAGCAGCUGGCCUCAAUGACGCUUUCAUCCAGUACUUCCUUCCAAAUGCCGAGGCUACUGUUUCCGAACUGCCCGCUAACCUCUCAGAGUACUUUCGCAAGGCUGUGCAUCACAGGGUGCUGGAAGAUGCCAAAGAAGAAGGAGUGGCUCUGACCCCGGAUGGUACCACAGUUGCCCUCGGACCAGUCCUCCUGGGCAUCGAAGCUGGCUUCCUUUCCAAGAGCAAAGGACGAGCGAGAGGUCUCUACCAGCUCACUCUGGCCAGAGACCUGGGUCUUUCCCUCAGGCACGAUCCUUCUGGCGCAAAUCGCUUUGGACCCGAUGGCUGCUGGGACAACUUAACGUCUCCUCAAGUCUUCACGCUCUCAGACAAACCGACUUUGCUGACCACAGCUCAGGUCAAUGGCGCUAUGGAUGGCAUCAUACUGGGGAUGGAGGUUUCAACCAAUUCCGGUGAGCUUCCCAAGCUCAGCAGUCUGCUGAGUGAGUACUACGGCCACCAGCUGGACAGCAGGGGAAUGGACGCAGCCCCGCGUCUCAUAAGUCGACGUCGCAGGGAGAACUUCAGAGCGUUGCUCCUCCCUCCUCUGCUGGCCAAACAGGCGGCGAAGUCUGUGGAGCUGCAGCAAAGACUGGCGGGACACCCAAAGAUGGAGGUGAAGGCUAAGAGGCAGCUGACAGCUGUGAUGAAGGAGGGACUGAAAGACUUUGUUCACAUGUACAUGGAUUGUCCACCCUUCAUCCCCCGAUGCAUGUGGGGCGCUGAGCCAUACAGAGGAACACCCACCAAUCUGUCCUUGCCUCUGUCCCGCUUGUUCAUCCAUCACACCCACACACCCGGCGAGCCUUGUUUGACCUUUGAGCAGUGCUCUGCAGACAUGCGAUCCAUGCAGCGCUUCCAUCAAGAAGACAGAGGCUGGGACGACAUCGGAUACAGCUUUGUUGCCGGCGCUGACGGGUACAUCUACGAGGGACGGGGCUGGCACUGGCAGGGAGCCCACACGUACGGACAAAACUCCAGAGGCUAUGGCGUGUCCUUUAUUGGGGACUACCAAACCCGUCUGCCAUCUCAGCACUCCAUGGGGCUGGUGAGAGAUCAGCUGGUGUCCUGCGCUGUAGGCGGAGGCCGACUGGUGUCCUCCUACAUCCUGCAGGGGCACAGAGACGUGGUGAGCACGACCUGUCCAGGAGACGCCUUCUAUGAAGAAAUCAAAGGCUGGGAACACUUCGGGGAAGUCAGGAAACGAUAACCUUGAGCCUGGGUGGAGGAAGGAUGAAGACAAAGAACAAAAGCAUAAUAUAAUAAAGGUUAUUUUUGUUCCUUUGAGUUCACUGUUGCCUAAUUCUGUAAAAUAUGAAGCCUUUGAAGGCUCACAUUUUUUUUUAAUAAAAUUUUUUUUUACUACUU
This is a messenger RNA of Fundulus heteroclitus (mummichog), 2964 nucleotides long. RefSeq names its product peptidoglycan recognition protein 6 (gene pglyrp6). The transcript is spliced from 5 exons. The record is from RefSeq and is a predicted model, not a curated record. Gene Ontology annotation, molecular function: peptidoglycan binding; zinc ion binding; N-acetylmuramoyl-L-alanine amidase activity. Bases 1388 to 2806 code for a protein of 472 amino acids. NCBI's taxonomy places the organism in Eukaryota, Metazoa, Chordata, Actinopteri, Cyprinodontiformes, Fundulidae. Gene Ontology annotation, biological process: detection of bacterium; defense response to Gram-positive bacterium; peptidoglycan catabolic process.